UCUUUUUUUCAUCUGAGAUAAAAGGGUCAGGUCAGACUUCAGAGUGUGUCCAUAACUAAAACCAGUAGUGAGGCUAUAUGGUUCAUGAACUGUUCCUUCUGUCGAGAAACCAAACCAAAUCAAAUCAAAUUAGUUUAGUUAAGCUGAAUUGUCGGCAUCCCUUUGUUCAUCAAAGAUGGAAUUGCCCCUCUUAAGCUUCUUCAUUUUGUGCAUGUUUUUUGCAGCCCCUUCCUGUGGUACAUACUACACGCCUCCAAGCGUCCCACGUUUAACGGAUCUCGUUCCCAAUGUCUCAAUCGAUCAAUGCUUCGCCAAGAUUUUUGGGGCCGCAAAUAUCCAGCUGAUGAGCAAUGGGUCCUCUCUCAAUCUCACUCUCAACAAACAUUCUGGUGCUGGUUUGGUCUCGAGGAGCAAAUAUCAUUAUGGGUUCUUCAGUGCUUCAAUUAAGCUUCCAUCAGGCUUCACUUCAGGGGUUGUAGUGGCUUUUUAUCUGUCGAAUGCAGAUGUUUAUACCCAUUCUCAUGACGAGAUUGACAUAGAGCUGCUGGGACAUGACAAGAGAAAAGAUUGGGUUAUUCAAACAAAUAUGUAUGCAAAUGGAAGCGUCAAGACAGGGAGAGAAGAGAAAUUCUACCUCUGGUUUGAUCCCAGCGUGAAGUACCACGAUUACACCAUCAUUUGGAACAAAUAUCAUACAGUGUUUUUGGUGGAUAAUGUUCCAAUCAGAGAGCUGAGAAAUUCUGAAGCUUUCUAUCCAUCAAAACCCAUGUCAGUUUUUGUCACGAUAUGGGAUGGUUCAGAAUGGGCAACUCAUGGAGGAAAGUACCCAGUGGACUAUAAGUAUGCACCAUAUGUGGCUUCUUUUGAAGAAAUGGAGAUCAAUGGAAGUGUAUCACCACCAAUAGCAACUGUUCCUUCAAGCUCCAAAACCAAUGUCUCGAGCCCGGAUACCGUGGAGGGUCCAGAAUUUAUAAAGCUAUCACAGGAGCAAAUAGAUGCCAUGGAUUGGGCAAGGAGGAAGCUCAUGUUUUACUCCUAUUGUGAAGAUACAUCCAGAUACAAAGUUUUGCCACCAGAGUGCAAAUAGAUGUAUUUUUACCGAGUUUUUUU
This is a messenger RNA of Cucurbita pepo subsp. pepo (vegetable marrow), 1110 nucleotides long. Its product is annotated as putative xyloglucan endotransglucosylase/hydrolase protein 33. Gene Ontology annotation, molecular function: hydrolase activity, hydrolyzing O-glycosyl compounds; xyloglucan:xyloglucosyl transferase activity. The record is from RefSeq and is a predicted model, not a curated record. Gene Ontology annotation, biological process: xyloglucan metabolic process; cell wall biogenesis. NCBI's taxonomy places the organism in Eukaryota, Viridiplantae, Streptophyta, Magnoliopsida, Cucurbitales, Cucurbitaceae. Gene Ontology annotation, cellular component: cell wall; apoplast.